ACCUCCGUCCUUCGCAGCUUAGAUCCGGAGAAGGUCCGUUAUUACCGGGAGGAAUGUGGGGUUCCUGCUGGAUUAAAAUGGCUGCUGUGGGGUUCGGUCCGGAUGGAACCGAACCUCCUGCCGGUUCUGCAGGGUUCUCCUCAGGAACCCAGGGAGGUGGUGGUGUAAACAUAAACCGCCCAUUGUCCUCAGGGUGGAUGCCAGCCAGUAGCCGCAUCCCUCACAUCCAACACUGACCUCUCCUGGAAAUAGACGGGCCCCUCCGUUCAUAAUGCGCAGCUUCAGUCUCUCUGUGUUUCUGUUGCUUCAUGAGGAUUAUUUCCAGAAGUUAGACUGGUUCCGGUUCCGGUGGUUCCGAGGCGCUGGGUUGGACCGGUUCCCGGGUGGUUCGGUCCGGUUCUGCCUCUGCAGAGGGGGAUGGGGGCCGCUCCGCAGAGGGCGGGAAAUGGUGGCCCAUUGUUCUCCAUGCUAGCUGGGCCAGGCUAGCUGCUGCGGCCCGGGAGGAGAAGCAGCCAGCCUGCCGGGGACUGGAGGGUCUGACCCGGUCCAGAUUUAGAACCGGGUCCGGAACCAGCACCGGGGCUCUACUGGAUCAGAACCGGACCGACUGUAGGCCGGAUCCACUGCGGAGCAGAGGGACCCUCAGCCUGGGUCCUUUGUUUAGAAGGAGGUCCCUGAUCAGAACCCAGCCUUAGUGGACCGGUACCGGACUGAGGACCGGUACCGGUCUGAGGUCCAGAAAGAAGAGCAGAGCUUCUGUUAAAGAAUCAGAUUCAUUAAUGGAUAAAAUAACGGGAGCAAUAACAGUGAUGGAUCAUCUGGACCGUUAUCUCCAUCCAAUCAGGGUUCUGGACCUGGUUCUGAUCAUGAUCCUAGUUCUGAUCCUGGUUCUGGUUCUGACCAGAUCCAUUCUAAUAUCCAUGAUUUCUCCAGAAAUAGAGAACAUAGAUCCGUUAGAUCAAAGUAGCAGAGGGACCAGAGAGGAAGGCCUGGAAAUAAACAAGGAACCAGAAGAUCUGAUGGGAACCAACCAGAACCGCUGGGUCCAACCAGAACCGCUGGGUCCCACCAGAACCGCUGGGUCCCACCAGAACCCCUGGGUCCCACCAGAACCAAUGGGUCCCACCAGAACCAAUGGGUCCCACCAGAACCGCUGGGUCCAACCAGAACCGCUGGGUCCAACCAGAACCGCUGGGUCCCACCAGAACCGCUGGGUCCCACCAGAACCCCUGGGUCCCACCAGAACCAAUGGGUCCCACCAGAACCAAUGGGUCCCACCAGAACCGCUGGGUCCCACCAGAACCGCUGGGUCCAACCAGCACCGGUUGGUCCAACCAGAACCAGAGGAUUACCUGGAAAUAAACAAAACAGGAAUGAAAGGAACCAGAAGAUCUGAUGGGAAUUCAACCAGACCCACUGGGUCCAGUCGGGUUUCCAGUAGUCCUAACUGGUCAGACUGGUUGGUUCAGAUCCUGGACGCUCCAGCCAUCAAUAGAUGGAGGCUGGAUCUCAGUUCUACUGGUUCCUCUGGUCCAUCAGAGUCCAGAACCAUCCAGCUGUGGUCGGUGGCGGCGCUCCAUCUCUACCUGACUGCUGCUCAUGGGCACAGCGGAAGGUUCUGGUCCUGGUCAUAGUUUAUUCUAGACCAGCUGGAUGUAUGGCCUAUAAGGGCUGCUCCUCCUCCUCCUCCUACUCCUCCUCCUGCUCCUCUCAGCCUUUCCCUCUGAUGUUCUCUGUAGAACCAAUGAGUCGUUUAAAAUCAAACCCCUCCAACCAGGUUCUGUGGUGGUUCUGUUCUGGACCUGCAGGUUCUGAUGUUUCACUAGAGCUGACCUCUGAACCCAGUCCACUCAGUAACACUCAGAACCUGCAGGUGGAGAAUAGAGCAGCUGUGAUGUCAGAGCGGCGUCUGCGGCGUGGUGGGAGGAGCCGCCUACAGUGGUUCUGAACCUUGGUAUUGACCCGUUCACUGGAUGGUCAGAGUCCACUCAGGGUUCUGUUCUGAUGGUGGUUCUGGGCUCAGUGGAUCCCGUUCUGAGAUUGUGUCUCCUGCUGACCUUCCUCCCGCUCCUCUU
Messenger RNA from Cyprinodon tularosa, 2075 nucleotides. Its product is annotated as acidic proline-rich protein PRP25-like. The record is from RefSeq and is a predicted model, not a curated record. Lineage: Eukaryota; Metazoa; Chordata; Actinopteri; Cyprinodontiformes; Cyprinodontidae. The transcript is spliced from 2 exons. The coding region runs from base 780 to 1634 and encodes 284 amino acids.